AUGAAACCGGGUUUAGAGCAAAAUAUAACUGAGCUUAUUGCAUGUGGGAGGGAAAAGCUUGCCUCAGUUGUUUGUGGUGGUGGUGUUGCUGCUGCAGCUGCUGCACCAGGAGCUGCCGUUGGUGCUGCUCCAGCUGCAGCUGAGACUAAGAAGGAAGAGAAAAUUGAGGAGAAAGAGGAAUCCGAUGAUGAUACGGGUUUCAGUCUCUUUGACUAAAAACAACCACACAUCGCGCAUCCAAGAAGAGAGAUUCAGUGGUGAAAAUACGUGUGGUUUACAGAAAUUUUCUUUUGAAUUAAGACUGGUCUAGAUUUU
Messenger RNA from Hibiscus syriacus, 315 nucleotides. RefSeq names its product 60S acidic ribosomal protein P2A-like. Bases 1 to 216 code for a protein of 71 amino acids. The transcript is spliced from 3 exons. Gene Ontology annotation, cellular component: cytosolic large ribosomal subunit. Gene Ontology annotation, molecular function: structural constituent of ribosome. The record is from RefSeq and is a predicted model, not a curated record. Lineage: Eukaryota; Viridiplantae; Streptophyta; Magnoliopsida; Malvales; Malvaceae. Gene Ontology annotation, biological process: cytoplasmic translational elongation.